Salvia splendens (bonfire salvia) is the source of this 2869-nucleotide messenger RNA. RefSeq names its product topoisomerase 3alpha (gene TOP3A). Gene Ontology annotation, molecular function: zinc ion binding; DNA binding; DNA topoisomerase type I (single strand cut, ATP-independent) activity. Gene Ontology annotation, cellular component: RecQ family helicase-topoisomerase III complex; chromosome; nucleus. Bases 8 to 2749 code for a protein of 913 amino acids. The record is from RefSeq and is a predicted model, not a curated record. The transcript has 24 exons. Gene Ontology annotation, biological process: DNA repair; DNA recombination; DNA topological change. Lineage: Eukaryota; Viridiplantae; Streptophyta; Magnoliopsida; Lamiales; Lamiaceae.
UUUUGGGAUGGCAGGCGGCGGCGGAGGGAGGUCAAUAAGGGCGCUGAACGUGGCAGAGAAGCCUUCAGUGGCUAAACAGGUGGCUGGUAUACUGUCGAAGGGCGGGAUGAGAGCAAGAGACGGGCGGUCCAGAUACAAUAGGAUAUUCGAAUUCGACUGCGUGGUUAGGAGCCAGUUAAUUCAAAUGUCCUUCACCUCAGUCACUGGCCACCUAAUGGAGCUCGAAUUCGACGACAGGUAUCGCAAGUGGCAUUCCUGUGACCCCCUCGAUCUCUACCACGCCCCAGUUAAGAAAUAUGUGCCUCAGGAUAAACUGGACAUCCAGAAAACACUGGAGGAAGAAGCUAGGAAGUGUCAGUGGCUUAUCUUGUGGCUUGAUUGUGACAGAGAAGGAGAAAAUAUAGCAUUUGAGGUGGUUGAUAUUUGCACAAGAGCAAAUCGAAAUAUUAACAUUUGGAGAGCACGUUUUUCUGCCCUGACUGAUAGGGACAUCUAUGAUGCAAUCACGAGGCUUUCUCCGCCUAAUCAAUUGCAGGCAGAAGCUGUUGAUCUUCGACAAGAAAUAGAUCUGCGAAUUGGAGCGUCUUUCACACGGUUUCAGACUAUGCUAUUGAGAGAUGCAUUCAUCAUUGAUUCCACUACAGAUGAUACAAAUGUUGUUUUAAGUUAUGGUCCUUGCCAGUUCCCUACCCUUGGUUUUGUUGUGGAAAGGUUCUGGGAAAUCCAAGCUCAUCAACCUGAAGAGUUCUGGACUAUUAACUGUACUCAUAAUUCAGAAGAAGGCACUGCUACCUUUAAUUGGAUGCGAGGUCAUUUAUUUGAAUACACUUGUGCAGCAAUAAUAUAUGAAAUGUGUGUCCAGGAACCCACUGCAACUGUAACAAAUGUUAGACACCAGGAGAAGCCUAAGUAUCCUCCUUAUCCUUUGAGUACAAUAGAGCUGGAAAAACGUGCUUCGCGUUACUUCCAUAUGAGUUCAGAAAAGACCAUGAAAGUGGCUGAAGAUCUGUAUCAAGCUGGUUUCAUCAGUUAUCCCCGCACAGAGACUGAUAGCUUUUCAUCGACAACAGAUUUGCAAACUAUGGUGCAAGAGCAGCAAGAACACCCAGUAUGGGGUACUUAUGCUCAGCGGUUACUGGAUCCUGAAGCACGUCUUUGGAGAAAUCCUAGUAGCGGAGGACAUGAUGACAAAGCUCACCCUCCCAUUCACCCAACAAAAUAUUCAGCCGGAGAGUCUGGGUGGAGUCAGGAUCACCAUAAGGUUUAUGAAUUGGUUGUCCGACAUUUCCUGGCUUGUGUUUCUCAACCAGCCAUUGGUGCUGAAACUACCGUUGAAAUUGAUAUUGCGGGUGAACAAUUUGCUGCAUCUGGAAGAGUGAUAAUUGCUAAAAAUUAUUUGGAUGUAUAUCGAUUUGAAUCAUGGGGAGGCUCUAUUAUCCCGACGUAUCGGUAUGGGCAACAGUUUAUACCAACUACAUUGACUCUUGAUUCUGGAGUGACCAGACCUCCUCCUCUUCUAAGUGAGGCUGAUUUACUAAGUUGUAUGGACAAGGCACAAAUUGGAACAGAUGCGACUAUGCAUGAUCAUAUAAAAAAGCUUAUAGAUCGAUUUUAUGCCACUAAAGACUGUAGCAUGCGUUUCUCACCUACAAAACUUGGUGAGGCGCUAGUCAUGGGAUAUGAUGAGAUGGGUCAUGAAUUGUGGAAACCACGUCUCCGUGCUGAGAUGGAGAGUGAUAUGACAGCAGUUAGUGAGGGUAGAAAGAGAAAAGAUGAAGUUCUGCAAACUUGCCUACAACAGAUGAAAGCCUGCUUUCUGGAUGCUAGAUUAAACAAAGGAAAGCUAUUUGAAGCCAUGGCUGUUUUUUUUGAGAGAUCAAAUAGACCUACUGGCAAUGAGCAGAAUGCAGUUGGGGAUGUUGUUCGGAAAUGUGGCCUUUGUGAGGAAUCAGAUAUGGUCCUCAAGAAAAAGCCGGAUGGAAACUUCAUGGUUGGGUGUUUAGGUUACCCUCAAUGUAGAAACGUUGUUUGGCUACCAGGAUCAGUAUCAGAUGCCGUUGUUACCACAAAUAUCUGCAGUACUUGCUCUCCAGGACCAGUUCUUAUGAUUCAAUUUAAAUUUCGUCGACUGGAGAUACCUCCUAACUACACUACUGAUCAUCUGGGCUGCAUAGGUGGUUGUGAUGAUACUUUGAAGCAGCUAGUGGAAAUAUGUGGAACUGGGUCCCGCAACAACUCCAAUGCCCCUGGAAGAGUGCAAAGGCAUACAUCAUCAUCCAGCACUGCCCAACAAAGUGAUUCUAGAAAUCAGACAUCUUGGCAAACAAGGCACUCUUCUGGUUCAUAUCAUUCUGAGAAUGCACGAGGUCAUAAUGCACAACCGCAGGAAGCUGUUGCAGGAGAUGGAGAAUCUACAAUAUCAUGCACCUCCUGCGGCGCACCUUGCAAUUUGCGAACAGCCAAUACUCUAGCUAAUAGAGGGAGAAAGUUUUAUUCAUGCCGAGCUCAGGGGUGUAACUUCUUUGUUUGGGAAGAUAGUGCAAAUGGAGUAACAGCAACGCAAGGAAGCAAUAACAGAUCAGCAUCCAGUGGUGGCAGAAGAGGUGGUCGUGGUAGGGGUAGCCGGAGUAGAGGAAGGGGAAAUGAUAUGUCUUUCGUGUCUGCUAUUGGUGAGCCGAUAUCAGGAAGGUGUUUCGUUUGUGGAGAUCCAGCACACUUUGCAAAUGCUUGCCCCAAUCGCGGCAGGUAGACCUCAAAGUCUUGGUUCUUGUACUAUCAGUUUCUGAGGGUCAUGCACCCGACUAGUGAAUUGUGCAUAUCUGUAUAUACAAAUAGUGGUUUAGACCAAAAAGAUCGUUUUAUGUUCCAA